Xyrichtys novacula (pearly razorfish) is the source of this 5187-nucleotide messenger RNA. NCBI's taxonomy places the organism in Eukaryota, Metazoa, Chordata, Actinopteri, Labriformes, Labridae. The record is from the annotation of a GenBank genome assembly.
GAUUGUUUGGCUUUUACAUGAACGCAGAAUGAUUUUACAGCUUGCUGUACGUUAGCCACUUCCCUCCUCAGACAGUAGACCGUGUUUCCGUCAACAGCCUUUAAUUUGACUCUUUUACGAUUUAAAGAACAAACUAUAGGCCCUGUAGCUGCCGUAGUUUUUCAUUACAGUCUGUUUAUCUCUGACUACAGCUUGGUAACAUCCAGGCCAGCUAACGGCAGCGUUAGCACAGCAGCCGCAGGUAUGGCGGAGGUUCCCGGGACAUCGAGUGAGACGAUAACGGAGACGGUCCAGACCGGCACACCGCCGCCGCCCCAGCAGGUAACUGGGGAUGAAGAGGAGCAGACCGGGGAGAGGAUUAUGACGGUUUAAUAACCAGGAAUAACACCAGUGCUAACUAACACCAGACCAGCAGCGAGGCCUCGACCUGCAGCUGGAACACAGUGUUCAUGUUUUCACCCAGACUGAGGGUUAAAUUAGGGUUGGGUUGAUGAGGCUUCACAAUGCAGCUUUAGUGGAGCUAAUGGACUAUUUAACAUCAACCACCACUAACCGGGCCCCUCGGGAUGCAGUAUUAGCAGGGGCGUGUCCAAAUGGGAGGAUACAGGUGGCUCUGCCCCCUCUGUAGAUCUGAUUGGCCCCCAACAUGCUCGUCUGGAAUGUAUUAAAAGCAGAAUUUAAUGGUUUGCAGAUCAUUGAAAGCUCCUAUUUGAUCAGAAAUGGUGCAAAAACAUUGUGUCAAAUGUUAACAUUGAAAAAUGAAAGACUAUUGCAACAUCCUGUUUGUAAGAGGUUGUUAGAGGAACAACCAAACAGGUAAAAAGUCAUGUGAUGCUUAAAAAAAUGUUUUUUUUGUUGUUGCUGUUGUUGUUUUGACAGUCAGGGCAGUCCAAAAACAUCAACAGAUUUUUUAUUUAUUCAACUUUCAAACUGGAUUCCUGAUUUACAGAGUUUAAGUGUUUACAGAACUUGAACAUGCAUGUCCUAAAGCCGUGCAGGAAUGAUCAGCCUUUGGUCAGGCUUUACUGAGGGCAAAUAUGAGUGAAUAAGCGCUCUGUUCCUGCGCUUCAGUGAGAGUCCUCCCUUAGAGCACACAGAGGUGUUUCUCUGCUUAGUUAGGCCUUGUGUCCCUGUAAGUCUUCUGCCCGGUCUACACCAGUCCCUCACAGUUGUGUCCCUGUGCCACAUCUCUCAGGAGGGACGCAGUCUGACCAUUAAACUGAGGAAGAGGAAGACAGAGAAGAAGGUGGAGUGGUCCAGUGACACCGUCGACAACGAGCACCUUGGGAGACGAUCCUCAAAGUGUGAGUCCAUCUUUGUCUUCAUGAAACACUGACAUGUUUCUGACCCAGCAAGAGAGUUUACAGGUUUUACACUCUCCAGCUGACCCUCUUCUACACCCUGGAUUAUUCAGGGGAUUAAACCCGGAAAAACCUGGAUAGGUCAGCUGUUAAAAUGAAGAAGCAGGAUGUACAAACUGACCAGGUCUCAUCCUCUCGAAUUUAGAUGUUGAACAUGUGAUCACAGAAGCAACUGAAAGAUGAAAAAAAAAACUUUCUAAAUAUAAACUGGAAGAAAAAAAUAUCAUUAAUUUUCACACUUUCUAAUUUCACAACUUUGAGACCUUUUUUUUUCCUGACUGUGCCUGAAGACACCAUGGCAACAUACAUGAUGAGGUGGAUAACCAGGAUACACAUAAAUAUACCAGAACAUGAAAGGGCAGUUUGGACUUACGGUUUAGGGUUUAACAAAAUUUAAGGAAGCAUGACAUGAACAUACAGGCAGAAAGGAGCAAAGUUGGGAAAAUUACAUCUUCCACUUUAAAAUCUGAUAGAAGAGCAGAUUCAGAUCCUCACCUGUCUGUGUUCACAGUCUGUAUAAUACUGUUUAAAAAAAAGUGAGCCAUUUUUUUUUUCAAUUUAUCGAACUGUUUUCUUUUCAUUCAUCAUCCCUUUAAUUAACCAUCUUCUGCACAAAGACGCCAAGAAAAAUUCAAAUUGAGGAAAAACUCUGUGACUCACACUUCUGAGUGAAUCCAGCAGCAUGGAUCUAUUUUUAGCUGGGCUGUGUGAAAUCUAUUCCUGACACCAGAAUCUGUGAAAACCAGUCCGUCUGUGUUUUACAUAGUGAGGCUCUAACCCCGAGUGUUGUCUUACAGUCUACUGUAUUAUCUCAAUGCAUUUUAACCCUGGAUGUUGUCUACAGGCUGCUGUUUCAUCUAAAUGAGUUUUGAUCCUGGGUGUUGUCUUGUAGGCUGCUGUAUUUACGAGAAGCCCCGACAGUUUGGAGAGUCGUCCUCUGAAAGCGAGGGAGAGGAUGAUGAGGAAGGAUGCGGCAGCGCUAACUGCAUCCUCGGUCACGGCAGGAGAGACCACGGACAGAGGGGGGGCCGGGGGGCCCCAGGGCCCCCAAACUCUGGAGGGGCACACACGCACUAAUGAGGCUGAUGGAGGGGGGGUGGGGGUAAGGGGUUUCUCACACAUCAUUCAGAAUGCACUCUGUCUUUAGUUUAGCUCCAUCAGUAUUGGGGAGGGGCAGACCAGACGCUGUGUUCAGUGACCUGUAAUAAAGUCAGAAAAUCCAACUGCUGCUCUGAAAAUAGGAAUCAGUCAGUUCAGACAGCACAGAGCAUUCUCAGUGAUUAGAUAUAACAGUGAUUAGGACAUCUCUCUCCUUCAUUGUCUACUGAAGGAGAUGAUUUUACAGCAUCAGUGUUUCCGCAGGUUUGAGCACUGAUAAUGUCUGAGUAGGUUCUUCUUCAUCCAGGUUGUGGUUAUCCAAAUCUUUGUGAAAAUGAAGUCAGGAAAGAUUUGGAUUUGCAGAUUGAAUCACUUCUGUCAUUCAGUCAGUGUUUUCCUGGUCAGGCCUUUUUCAGCGGCUACACAUUGAUUAUUUCAACCAACAGAAUCAGAGAUAAACAGAAUCUAAGAGCACUUUCAGAGGAAGCCAUCAGCUCCCCUGAAACUCUCUGUGGGAAACCCUCGGCCACAGUAAUGAGGUAAAAGCCUUCAGAGCUGAUACUCGAUGUUCUUCAGCGUGCUGAACUUUCUGACUGAGAGGGAAACUGAGGAGAAUAACAGUGUUUUUAUUUAUUUAUUUUUCUGCUUUUAAUUCUGCUGAAACUCAACAUAAAUCUCCCAGGAGGCUUUCUGAAUGGUUAGGAAAAUCUACACUGAUGGUAACUUUUGACAAACAGGACCACCCAGACCAAGGUUACCCGGUUUAUACAUUGAUUCCUUGAAUUUAAGACUCUAGAGAGGCUGUUGAAUUGACAGCAGAUCCAAAAAAUUAAAAAUAUGUCUUAAAAAGGUGCCAUUUGGUCUGCAGGGGACGCCAAACCCAUCUCAAACACAGACCCUCACAGGAGCUUUAAGACUGACUCCGAAACACGUCGGUCCAUCAGAAUCAGAGUUCAGCCCUGCUCACCACUCUUCAUGUUUGAGACUGUCUAAGGUCUAGGACUCUAACUGAAAACAUUUACACAUCAUGUUGAAUUUUAAAGCCACACUAUCAAAAACUCAGACAGACCCUGUCCUGAUGCCGACCUGGCUCUUCUCUUUUUCUGUCCGGGAUCAGAUAUUAUAGUUCAGUUAAGUCCUGGUUUUCAAAGUUAAACUGAACAACCUGAUCCAGAAGCAGACUUUUGAAAUGACCCAAUCUAUAAUCCAAGACCUUUAUUUGAGGUUUAAGGUAACACCAAAAUCCACACAGAAACCAAAGAUCUGCUGCAGAUUUGAUAAAUUCAUGCUGGAAACCAUCAGCUGUUAAAAUAUUGAAAACUCUAAAGCAUCAUCAGUCCCAGAACAGAUCAGUCCGUCAGCAGGUUCUCUUUAGUUCUCUGAGAGCUUAGUACAGAUCUGAGAUCAGCUCAGUCUCUCUGAGGUUCAAACCUCCUCUGUUUACCUGCAGCACACCUGAGUUAGCCUUAUAACUUGGUCCAGCUAACUCAAUGUAGACCUGGAUUAAUCCUGGUUUACGUCUGAUUCUGUACCCUCAAGAGAUCGACAUCCCUGUGUGCUGGAGCAUCUGAUUCGCUCUGCUACACUCUCAAACAUCAAGCUCUGACAAUAACCUGAAACCUUUACCCCACAGUCACUGAGUCAGCGUAGGCCGAGGUCGUGGAAAGUGUUUUAAAUGCAGGAAAUAUGAUGCUACCCAGACCAGACCAUACAGCUUUUGAAGGACCCAGUUUUCAUGGCCUCCGUUGGAAGGCCAGGUCAGGUCAAACUGAACUGAGUCUACCUUUUGGAGAAUUACAUCACCAGUCUCUCACACCGGUAUUUCAUGGCGCCACCCUUGUCGCUUAGCAAGAGGCUGGCUAACUAGCUAGCAUGGCUAAUGUUGUGUAAUUUUAACACCAAUUUCAGUUUGUCUGUCUUAAACCGUCAGCACAGUUCACCACAGAGUAAGACCAAAACUUUCAACAGUGCAGAACCAGAAAAAGUACGACUGAUUCGCAGGAGUCUUCAAAUGUGUUCUGGGACUCUGCCGCUCCUGGAUCAGGACUCAGCUGUAAUUUUUUCUUUGAAGAGAUGAGUAUGAGGCUAACCUAAGGGGCAUGAUGUGAGGUACUUUUGAUGCAGUUGUAUAAAUCAGGUUUAGUUGGAGCACACCUGAGGAGCAGGGGGCGGGGCUUAAACAUGAAUCACACAGGUCUUUAAUUUAUUCUCUGCCUCACUGAAGGAUGGUGCUGUGAGUGUUUGUUCAUUUGCUUGAUUGAUUUUUUUUAAUGGAAAGUUUCCUCAGAUAUUUAGGAUUUAGUGUUUUUGUAUUGAGUGGCAUCCGAGCGAGGAGUUUUUGAGAUUCGGAGUGAAGAGGGAGGAAAGUUCAUGUUUGAUUUUUCAUCAUUUCACUCAAAUAGACCAGUUAGACGCAGCCUCUAUCAGACUGUACAGAGCGUAUCAGCAGCACUGCUCAUACGGAGGACAGCUCAGGUGAGGUAGAGGUAAAGGUGAAGGUGCAUGCCUGCAGGGACUCACCUGUGUCAGCCUCCUCCUCCUCCUCUUCAGCCUGUCUGACAGCAGUGUGUGUAACUCUCAGCUCAUUAUCAGCACUUUGUGUCCUCUUAUCUGCACACACUGUUGCAUAUGUACAUCGUCCUUGUAAUGCACCUUUCUGUAUAUACUGUUGAACAUAAUGAGAGCAGAUUUAAUGUGAAAUAAAGUUUUCAACUGUGAUUAAACUCAC